UAGCAGUGACUCACCAUGAUGCGGUUAGCGUGUAGCGCGCAGAGUCGGCGCGGCGGGAGGACUGCGGUCGCGGGCGGCGCGGCGGUACGGCGGUGCGGCGGGCGCUCGGCGGCACUCGCGCCGUGCAGCGGUUCCUCCUCACUUCCUCCUCAGCGGAUUGGCCGCGCCACUGACUGCGCAUGCUCGCCGAUGCAGACCGACGCCCGUAACGAUUGCGCCCCCCAGACAGGGGAAAUGCGGCGGCAGAGGCGAGCGCGCGGAGAGCAGUCGGCGAGCGUCUGGCCACGUGACGCGCCGUGUCAGUCGCAGAUAGGUGGCGCCGCGGUCGAACCCGCUGUCCAACCUCCUAGCUGUUUUAUUAGUGACAUCAUUUUCAAGACCGUCUACCACCUGCAAAAUACAUAUCAGAUUAAAAUGGAUUUUUUAUUCCUAUGGCUCGUAACAUUUGUUUUGGGAUAUUGGAUAUUCAAAAAAAUUAAAGAAUGGCAGAGCUUACCACCAGGCCCGUGGGGUCUGCCUGUGGUUGGCUACCUGCCCUUUCUCGAUCGCCACCAGCCACACCUGACACUCACCGAACUAUCUAAGCUGUACGGCCCAAUAUAUGGUAUCAGCAUGGGCAGCAUAUAUGCGGUCGUCAUAUCCGAUCACAAGAUGAUAAGAGACGCCUUCGCCAAAGAAAACUUCUCCGGGCGAGCGCCCCUCUUCUUAACUCACGGAAUUAUGCACGGUAAUGGUAUUAUCUGCGCUGAAGGAGGACUGUGGAAAGAUCAGAGGAAGCUGAUAACGAGCUGGCUCAAAAGCUUCGGCAUGAGUAAACACAGCGUGUCCCGCGACAAGCUCGAGAAACGAAUAGCUUCCGGCGUUUAUGAAUUACUCGAUAAUGUCGAGAAGAGUGGAGAAUCUCCUUUGGAUCUAGCACGCAUGCUCACAAACUCACUAGGUAAUGUCGUCAACGAAAUUAUAUUUGGGUUCAAGUUCCCAGCAGGAGAUAAGACAUGGCACUGGCUGAGACAAAUUCAAGAGGAAGGAUGUCACGAGAUGGGUGUAGCCGGUGUAGUAAAUUUUUUACCUUUUAUUCGAUUCUUUUCUGCAUCGACAAGGAAAACUAUGGAGGUGUUGGUUCGCGGCCAGGCUCAAACCCACAGAUUAUACGCGAGUAUCAUUAAUAGAAGACGCAAGAUGUUAGGAUUAGAAAGGCCUACGGGUGCGGAGUACCCAGAACACGCUAAUUUGUUCAACGAACAUCCUGAAGGUCAUAUCAAAUGCGUGAAAUACAGCAAGCACGCCUUGAAAACUGAAGAGCAUUACUUUGAUCCUGAAAGUAUGAUUGCGACAGACGGCGAGUGUAUUUUGGACAAUUUCCUGUUGGAACAGAAGAAGAGGUUCGAGAGCGGGGAGGAGACGUCGUGGUAUGUGCGAGACGAGCAGCUGCACUAUCUCCUGGCGGACAUGUUCGGCGCAGGCCUUGACACCACGUCUGUCACACUCGCCUGGUUCUUGCUAUAUAUGGCCCUAUACCCCGAAGAACAGGAUAUAGUACGUAAAGAGAUUUUGUCAGUGUAUCCUGAAGAUGGUGAACUGGACGGGGCUCUCUUACCACACCUUAUGGCAGCUAUUUGUGAGACUCAGCGUAUUCGGUCGAUAGUUCCAGUUGGCAUUCCUCAUGGAUGCAUGCAAGACACGUAUCUGGGUAACUACAAAAUCCCGAAAGGAGCGAUGAUAGUACCACUGCAGUGGGCUAUCCACAUGGACCCAGAUGUAUGGGAAAAUCCUGAGGAGUUCAAACCGAGUCGAUUCCUUGCUCCUGACGGCAGCCUGCUUAAGCCACAGGAGUUUAUACCUUUCCAAACAGGUAAACGUAUGUGUCCAGGGGAUGAAUUGUCACGUAUGCUAUCAUGCGGGCUGGUGGCGCGACUGUUUCGUCGGCGUCGUGUGAGGUUGGCUGGUAAUCCGCCUUCGGAAGAAGCUAUGCGUGGCUCCGUCGGUGUGACUCUUGCGCCGCCGCCUGUCAUGUUCUACUGCGAUCCUUUAUAAUGCGGAGUAGAUCAUCAAAUAUUAUAUUAAACAAAAUUUUGGGUGUAGUGAGUAGCCAUGUCUCUUUUCAAUAUAAGAAUAGUGACUGCGUAUUUGGUGUACGUCAAUGAAUCAAAAAUUACAAUUAGCUUGUCGUGGUAACAAGAAAUUUAAAAUGGUACGUUUAUUGAAGUUAAUUCUAGUAGAGUUAUUGGUUAAUAAAAGGUUUUAGGGUGAUUUCACAAGCUUGUUUGUGCGUAGGUUAUAAUAAUAAAUUAAAAUAAAAAUUAUAAGUCUGUGCCUCGCAAUCGUAAUAAAACUAUGUACUGUAUAGUUAUGCUCGAAUUAAUGUUUAAUAAAAAAGUUUCUGUGCCAUUCAAUAAAAGUUAAUAAUAGUCACCUCAAUAUUGCAUUUGACAAUUUGUUUUUAAGUUGGUUUUGGGAUCAUCUACAUAAUUUUUGUUAGAAAAUAAAAAAAAGAGAAUUUGAGUGCG
This is a messenger RNA of Pectinophora gossypiella (pink bollworm), 2507 nucleotides long. It is a transcript of the gene phtm, whose product is annotated as cytochrome P450 306a1. Gene Ontology annotation, cellular component: cytoplasm; intracellular membrane-bounded organelle. NCBI's taxonomy places the organism in Eukaryota, Metazoa, Arthropoda, Insecta, Lepidoptera, Gelechiidae. The record is from RefSeq and is a predicted model, not a curated record. Gene Ontology annotation, biological process: xenobiotic metabolic process. The coding region runs from base 16 to 2034 and encodes 672 amino acids. The transcript has 9 exons. Gene Ontology annotation, molecular function: iron ion binding; heme binding; oxidoreductase activity, acting on paired donors, with incorporation or reduction of molecular oxygen, reduced flavin or flavoprotein as one donor, and incorporation of one atom of oxygen.